GACGACUUUGUAUGUCUGGUUGUUGUGCUGAGGCUUGUUCAGAUUAUGUAAGUUUUGCCCCGGCAUCCGAUUCAGGCCGGGGACGCUGGAGACAAGACACCCCAAACGGGUUAGCGCCAUCAUGUGGCAGCCCCAGGCACCGACGGCGCCAAGGCCGACAUCAAAAGUUCGAGCGGAAGAUUCCCUUGAACUGGUUGCUCUAGACCAGACUCCCCGCCAGCACACGCCAAGAUGAUUGUCCGACAACUAUGUCUGCGGCAAGCCCGCCAGCUUCGUGCUCUGCCCCGUCAGUCGCGCAUUUUGUCCCGGUUCUCGUCCACCGAGACGACUGUCGAGACGGCUGUCAAGACCCCAGUGCGACCCUCCCCUGUCGAACCAGGAACUUCGUCGGGAUUCUCCGCUACCGAGGUGGAGGCCUAUCAGCAGAAAGUGCAGAACAAGCACGUUUUCCACAGCUUCGGAAGUAAAGUGUCCGGUGCCUAUCGCCCAGAGAGCAUCAUCAGAUCCCCUCCCAAACCCUCCGAGGUGACCCUCGAAUUGCUCCUCGCGUGCCAAACACACCUCGGCCACUCGACCUCCCGCUGGAACCCCCAGAACUCCCGCUACAUCUAUGGUGUCAGAGACGGCAUCCACAUCCUCUCCCUUGACCUGACAGCCGCUCACCUGCGACGUGCAGCUAAGGUUGUGGAAGAGGUUUCGGCCCGGGGCGGCUUGGUUCUCUUUGUGGGCACAAGAAAGGGACAGAAGCGGACCGUGGUCCGGGCCGCCGAGCUGGCUGGAGCGUAUCACCUCUUUGAGCGAUGGAUCCCCGGUAGCUUGACCAACGGGCAGCAGAUCCUGGGCCAUUGUGAGAAGAAGCUUGUGAACCCAUUCGAUGAACAGGUCCACAUGUGGGAGAAUGAGGUGGAGGAAUACCCGGCUCUCAAGCCCGACCUGGUCGUUUGCUUGAACCCCCUUGAGAACGAGGUCCUGUUGCACGAGUGUGGUCUGAACAACGUCCCGACCAUUGGUGUCAUCGACACCGACGCCAACCCUACCUCCGUCACGUACCCCAUCCCUUCGAAUGAUGACAGUUUGCGCGCCGUGGGCCUGAUUGCCGGUGUCCUCGGAAGGGCUGGACAGGCGGGCCAGAAAAGAAGAUUGGAAGAGGCCCAGAAAGGAAACCUCACCUACGAGCGGAUGGCACCCUUGGUGUCCACUGAGAACGUUGCUAAGCCCUCCCCUGCUCACCUCCCACUUAUGAAUGUUUCGGAUGGACAGCCUGUCGAAGCUGCCAGUGCUGCGCCUUCCGCUGUAGAGCCUGCUAGGACGGAGGCUGUCAGUGCUGAGGCUGCCAGUGCAGAGCUUUCUAGUGUGGAACUUGCCAGUGCGGAGGCUGCCGGUACAGAGGCUGCCAGUGCGGAGGCUGCCAAUGCGGAGCCUACUAUCGCAGAGCGUGGCACUGAUUCGCCUAAAAAGCAGCAAUAGAGAGCGGAGCCUUGCCGAUUGUUUUUAUUGAUAUCAGUCUGUCUUCAUGUGAGCUUUCUACUGGGAUUGUAUUGUAUAGGACACUGUAAAUUUUUGUUUUUCUCUGGUGUUAUCUCAUGUAUCAACAAAUACUUCGAAUUGAUCUCCCGUUUCUUUCUCC
This is a messenger RNA of Aspergillus heteromorphus CBS 117.55, 1627 nucleotides long. Its product is annotated as mitochondrial 37S ribosomal protein uS2m. The record is from RefSeq and is a predicted model, not a curated record. Gene Ontology annotation, cellular component: ribosome; mitochondrial small ribosomal subunit. Gene Ontology annotation, molecular function: structural constituent of ribosome. Gene Ontology annotation, biological process: translation. NCBI's taxonomy places the organism in Eukaryota, Fungi, Ascomycota, Eurotiomycetes, Eurotiales, Aspergillaceae. Bases 232 to 1467 code for a protein of 411 amino acids. The transcript has 3 exons.